AUGAGAAGAGAUUCAAAUAAUUCCUAGAAUUAAUAAAUAACAGAUAACAUUCAACAAAAUGGAGCUAUGUAGUAAGCAUUAAAUUUAUGAAAGAUUUAGAUAAGAAUAAGCCUUUGAAUUAUUGAGUUAUACUUUGCUUUCAAAUUCUAUCUAUGUAAUUACAGUAUUGAUUUUAUGCUUUGAACUUGCUUAUGAAGGAAAUAUGUUAAGUGUGAUAUUUUGCUUAGAUUCAAAAUUAUUCUUCUAAAUUCUCCAUCAAGCUUACUUUUAUAGGACAUUUGCUAAAAUUAAUGUGUAAGAUCAUAUUAUAUAUUAUUAUAUUAAAGAUAGUACAAUCACGCCUUAAUUAGAUUAUUCUAACUUUUUAUUGAAGUAUGUUAUGUACUAUCACUAAAUAUAUAUAUUAUCAAUAGAAAAAGUGAGUUAUUGCUAUUUUCAAAUAUUUUCCCUCUUAUUAAUAUCUGUCUUUCAUUGAUAGUUAAGUUUAAUGAGGGAAAAUAGUAAUUUAAAGAAUCAGUACAAUAAAUUAAUUUGUUUAAUGUAUUAAGAAAUAUUUGUAUUUUGCUAAUAUCUAUAUUUUUCAGUUUAAAAAUAGAUGGAUAUUUAGAUAUUGACUGGUUAUACACUUUAUGGAUGCUUUGGCUAUUAUUUAGUCUGUCAGCAUCAAUUAUUAUAUAUUACAUUUUUGUUGUAUUGGCCUUAGGUAUUCAAGUUAUUUUAGAAUAGAACAAUUAUCAAAGAAACUUGGGUUUAUUAUUAUAUAUUAUAAUUAGUAAUAACAAAUGUAUGGAUAUUAUUAUUUAUGAUAUCUUGUUCAUCAAUGUUCUUUCUCAUACCAAUAUCUGUGUUAAAUUUUAAUAAUUAAAGAAAUUAUGAAGAAGCUAUUGAAGUAAGUAGAAUAAUUUUUAUUACUAACUAAAUACUGUUCUCUUAUUUUAAUGCCAAAUUUAAGCCAGAAUUAAUUUUAGCUUUAAAAAUGUUCUUAUCUCUUAAUGAUUCUGUUAAUCCACUCCAAACUAUUAUUACUCAAUAAGCAGAAGCCUAAAUACAGCAAUUUAAUAAAUAAGAUUAUACAGAGAGUCAAAAUUCAGAAGCAUAAAUGCAAAUUCCAAAAGUAGUAAAAAGAAUUUCUAAAACUUAUUUUGGAUUUGAUGAUCUGAAUUCUGAAAAUAAAAUUGAUUCUAAAAUCUAAGAAUAAAAUAAAAAGCCAACUCAUCAUAAAGCUUUAUCAUCUCAUAUCUAAAAGCCAAUUGAAUAAAAUGAUGAUAGGUUAAAACUUGCAUCAACAAUGGUUCUAAAAUUUAAUGAAUAAGAAAAUUUAGAUGAAUUGAAAGGAACUUCCAUUUAAUAAUAUAAAUAAAAUGUAUUAAAAAAUUUUUUAAUUUAUAGAAAAAUUAACCAAGAUCUAUAUCAUUAUCAUCUAUUAAUUAAUGUUGUGUUUGUUAUGAUAAUAAUCCAGAUGCUUUAUUUAUGUAAUGUGGUCAUGGCGGUGUAUGUUAUCAUUGUGCUUUAGAUAUGUGGAAAAAUAAAGAUGAAUGUUAUUUAUGUAGAAAGGUAUUAUCAUAAUUAUAAUAAUAGAAAAUAGAUAGAAUUUUAUAGAUUAAAAUAUUUGAAAAUGGAAAUAAUUUAUAUUAAGUUAUUGGAGCUACAGAAAUGAAUUAAAAUUAGAAAAAAAUGACAUAAAAUUAAUUAAUAACAUGA
This is a messenger RNA of Paramecium pentaurelia, 1701 nucleotides long. The record is from the annotation of a GenBank genome assembly. Lineage: Eukaryota; Ciliophora; Oligohymenophorea; Peniculida; Parameciidae.